Paramuricea clavata is the source of this 6648-nucleotide messenger RNA. Lineage: Eukaryota; Metazoa; Cnidaria; Anthozoa; Malacalcyonacea; Plexauridae. The record is from the annotation of a GenBank genome assembly.
UCCAGGCCGACCAGGAGAUUACCAUAGGGUAUUUGGAUUUCGUCAAGAAGAGGUAAAUAUUCUGGAAACAUUGCUGUGUUAAUAUGUGUUCUUGUUAUUUUCCCAAACACCGAAAUUAUCCAAUGUUUUUACAACAUUUUUUUAUUUUCGAUUUCGGAAAUUGUGCGUUAACUUCUCAACGAAGUUCGCAAGUUCAUUUCAGUGUUUGAAUUUCUAGUGUAACGAAUGUUCAUAGUUCAAGUUGAUAUGAACAAUUCAAUGGAAAGCCCUUGGUCCAGUUCUCUCACAAGAAGGUUUAUAUUUCGUGAAGUUGGUUAUUAUUAUUGAGCUAUAUGAACAUUUGUUUACGAACGAAGUUGAAACAUUGAAAUGGACGUUGCGAAGGUCACGCCCAAUUUUCGAACUCGCAUUGAAAAGAGACUUGAAAUCGACAAUAAUUCCUGUUUUCUCCAGUGUAAUGCUGCUGGAUGUUUGAUCGAACUGACAAUUCAACUUGCUAUUAUCAUGGUGGGAAAACAGAUUUUCAACGCCGCUAUGGAGUUACUGUAUCCGUACGUAUAUAUCAUCUAUUUUCACGAGGUUGUUUGAAAGAUAUCUGGAAAGUAUAGACAGAACUUCGAAUGCCUUUCGUUUUAAUGUUAGUAGGUCUUGUCUCUCUAUUAGUCUCAGUUUAUGCAAAAAUUUGGUCCUUCGUUGUCACGUGUGCGGUCUGCUUGAAGAGUCACGUAAGUACACACGCAAAAAAUCUCACAUCUUCUAGCAAGUCUGCCAACAAGCCGUCAAUAAGUUGUGUUCGCACUGCUUGUCCCAAGUUGUCAACAAGUAUGCAGGAACAACUUGUUAACAGUUGUUACAACCUUGUUGAUAUAUCCGACUUGUUGCAAGGUUGUUCCAACAAGUCCGAUAGAGUAAUGAUAUAAUAAUAUUGCUACAACCUUGUGUCGUCAACCUUGUAACGUUCUUGUUAUAUCAUGACUGUAUUAGACUUAUUAGAACAACUUUGUAACAAGUCUGAUAAUGCCAUCAAACUUGGUACAAGUUGUUAACACCUCGUUCCAAACUUGGUACAACAAAUGAGGGCAAGCAGUGCGAACAAAACUUAUCUACAGCUUGUUUGCAGACCUGUAACAACUUGUGGUUUUUACGUGUGUAGUUAGUUUUCUUCUGUGCUUAGAGAAUUUUUCUCUGCCCCUCCGGUGUUAAGCCCUUACCAAAAACUAAGCCUUAGUACUCGUCAAACUCGUGUAACUGUACUCCGUGAUCGGACAUGGGUGGUGCCAGCCGAGGGCGCCCUUUUAAGGCUCGGUCAUUUUUGGGCUGCGUCUUCCGCAAUUCAAUUCUUAACUGCAACAACAAAAUGUUGAAAAUGCAAUAUGAAUAUGACAAAGGAUGACCCGGUAUUUGCUUAAACCUGACAAAAACAUAGUUGUCGCCAUGUAUUCUGUUGACUGUGGUUCCGUGGCAGUGAUUUCUAAAUUCAUAUUUUUUAGGAAACUCAUGAAUUGGUGGAACCGUCGUGGAAACAUUCUGAAGAAAUUUCGCGGCGAGCAAGUGGAAGACCACUCUGGUCCAAUCUCUAAUCUUCAAUGGGAAGCAGAUUAUUAUUUAACUCCGAUACCACGAAAUGCCUUGUUCUAUGAAUACCUUGAAAUGGGUAGGGACUCGUGCACGUCGAGUAAUAUACUGUCUUACUUUGUUCCCAUGGGUGGCGGACGCGAUCAGCGCGCUGUCUUUUACCGCAACCUCGUUCCCAGGACUUCUCGACUGACUACAUGGCCGUAAGCUCUUGGGCAACCCUAACCGAACACUACAAUUCUGAUGUUUGCUGGCAGUAAAUUGCCAUUAAAGCGAGAGUUUGUAUGAUACAAUGCGAACGCUCAUGUUGUGAACGUCUUUAUGAGAACAUUCGUAUUCUUCAACAAUUUAAAUUAACUGAGUGAUAUUUGGUGAGAAAAUUGAACUUAAAGUUUAUAUAAAUCAGCAUGAUUUCUGUAUCAGAUACACAAACUCCUUCACACUCAUGAUUUCGUUUGUGUUUUCUUCACGAAUAAUAAGUGAGUUUCACAAUGGCUUUUAUAAUAGUCGAGUAACUCAUUUACAUAAGAUGCGUUGACAGCCAUUUUGUUUCUUUGUUGUUUUACCCAAGAAUACCUGAAGACAAUACCACAUACACACGCACAAAUCUAGCAUCUUGUUUGCCAACAAGCCGCACCAAAGUUGUCAACAAUGUUGUUAACAACCUUGUUGGUAUUAUCAGACUUGUUGCAAGGUUGUUCCAACAAGUCCAAUACAGUCUUGAUAUAACAAUAUUGUUUCAACCUUGUGUCGUCAACCUUGUAACAUUCUUGUUAUAUCAUGACUGUAUCAGACUUGUCAGAACAAUAACCUUGUGACAAGUCUGAUAAUGUCAUCAAGCUUGUUACAAGUUGUUAACAGCUUGUUCCAAACUUGUUACAACAACUGGGAACAAGCAGUGCGAACACAACUUGUCGACAGCUUGUGAACAGAUUUGUAACAACUUGUUUGCAGACCUGUAACAAUUCUACGUGUGUUUUGUCGUUUUUAAGUUUAUAUUCUCUGUUUGUAGUAAUUCAGUUCGGUUUCAUCACGAUAUUCGUGGCGGCGUUUCCUCUUGGGCCAUUGUUUGCUCUGCUGAAUAACUUGGUUGAAAUACGUCUCGAUGCUUACAAGUUUAUUACGACCUAUAGACGACCUCGAGCGGCAAGAGCCGAAGAUAUUGGUAAGCUGUAGAGCUCUAUAUACUCACGUGAAAACGCACAAGUUGCAACAAACCUGCAGCAGACUUAUAGCAAUGCUGUUACAACAACUUGUCAACAGGAUGUGUUCGCACUGCUUGUUCCCAGCUUGUUGACAAGUUGCCAACGGCUUGUUGACAACCUGCUACAAGGUUGUUGAGCUCAACAGACUUGUUACAAGUUGUUUCAACAACUUGUUAUCGUUGCCCGGAUUUUCAUCACUAUAUUGCAUUUAUUUCUGUUCAGGUAUCUGGUAUUCAAUUUUGAAAGGCGUGGCUGUAUUUUCUGUUCUUGUGAACGUAAGUUUCAAAAUGAGUCUUGCCAAAUAGAAAUAUUAUUUACACUACGCUUUAUAAAGGUACUAUCUAGCCUAAUCCCAGGGCUUCCCUGGAUCGGUUUUGAACCGCGGGAGCAGGGUGUUAGCCAGAAAAAAAGUCUUGUCGGUUAAACGUAAAUUGGGAAAGUUUUUUUGAUCGAUCAAAGUCCUUGUGUAGGAAUAAAUAGUGUUUUUUUCCAACGUGUUUCUCCUUAGAUGCAAACAACGGUAGCUUGGUUUUGUACAUUUCAUUUCCGGUGAAUGAACACUGAAAAACACGGAUGCACACCGAUUACACUUUGUUUUGUACAUUUCAUUUCAGUGAAUACACACCCAAUAUGAAUGAAACGCGAUACAUUUUGAGAAAAUAGUUAAUGGGAAAAAGUAAAUAAAACGUUCUUUGAUAUAAUAGUAUAAAAUCAAACGCAAUGCACUUUCUCAUCAGAAAAAAAAUGAAAAUCUUCCAGUAGACCCAGUUGGGAAAGCCCCUUAGCUACUUCAAUUGGGAAGAGUCCGUCAAACGGACAGUAUAUGGGCUAGCUAACACCCUGGAGAGAAGACCUGGCGAGAUGGACCUUGGUCUUACGCCUGUAUUCUAAAACCCACAUCUAAAGAGUGGAGGUUCAAUCUGAACUUCCCUUUAGUGUCAAUGCUGUUUUUGAAUAGCUGGAGUGUUAGUGUCGUACCUUACUAUGAGAUUACUCACCCUCCAACUAUUCAAAAAUAGCAUUGAACUGGGGCGCCCCCCCCCCCCCUAGCCCUGGCCAUAGGGUUGCAUGGGGGGAGGGUGCUAUUUUGCUAUUUUUCAUGAUAAAGCAAAAAAAAAUAUUGAGAUAAAAUGAGAUACAAUAAUUUGAGUGAUACCAUGAUGACAAGCGAACGGUGAAUUUCCACUCGAUAAUCCAUCUACAUACCCUUCAGUUCUGAGCUCCAUUUUCCUAAAUAUACCAAGAUAAACAUCAAGUCGGAGAACAGAACAUGAAAUUAAACCGAGUUUUUCGUUUUCCUUCGCAAUUCUCUUCAGGGUUUUGUCAUUGCUUUUGUUUCCGAAUUCAUUCCUCGGCUGUACUUUAAAUGGAGCAAAGGAAAGGACGGCAGUUUAGAAGGAUACCUUGAUACGAGUUUGUCUUGUUAUGACACGCGGAAUUAUCCUGACAAUGAAAAACCCAACAUUAAUUUGUCAACCAAUCAGUAUGGCUUCGAAAGUAACGGAUGUGGUUUGGGACUCCCGAGCUGUCGGUAAGUAUUUUCGGAAAAUGUCGUAAUCGACGUUUGAGGAAUGGAAUGUUUUUGUGUAAUUCAUAUAAAACCAACACCGCGGAAAAACGUCUGCGCAUGCGUCAACCUUACCUGUAAUGGUAUUGCGAACUUGAUGAGAAGCUGUUCCGAACGUUUCCGAAGGCUCAAAAUGGCGGUAAAAAGGAGUGACUUCAUUGUGCGUCUUUACGGCCAGAUUUCGAGCGCAAAAAUAAACAUGUCAUUCUAAAAACUAGGAAUAAAUACAGCCAGAAGGUGCAAGAAAUUGUAUUGUACAAGAACAUGAACUAAAGGUGAUUGUUGACAAAUUUAUCGUCUGAAACAUUUUGUUUAUCAACUAAGCAACGACAAUUUCCAAAUUUUCGUUUGAGAUACAUUUCUUUAAAAAAACUGUGUCGCCAAAUAUAAAAAAUUUUCGUGUUCACAAUAAUUAAACUUUAGGAUGUAUUCUACAAUUUGAGUGUGUUAAGAAGCUUAACUUUUCGAGAGUUUUCUUAACUUUUGAGUUUGAAUUUUUGUUUUGAAUAAUUUUGCAAAAAUUUUGCAAAAAUUUUCGAAGUCGUGUCCGUUAAAAUCAACAAUUUUUUAUAUGAAUUAAUUUCAUUCCAUACUUUAAAUGCCAGGACGCUUUCAAUUAAUGUCUAGUCUACCCAUUUGCUAUAUUUUCUCGUUUGUUUUACUAAUUUUUAACAAAUUAAUAAGCAUGUUUUUGUUUUAGAAAUUGAUGUUCAAAUUCCCCGCCAUAUUUUCAUAAUUCGGUGCAUGCGCAGACAUUUUUCCGCGGUGUUUAUAAAACCUGCAAUAGUCACACUGGCUGGCAACCACUGAGCAAUCUUCUGGAUUCAUUGAGCCAGAUUAAUUAUAACGAGACGAGUUUUAAAUCGGUCAAAUUCUUUAAAAACCUUAUAGGGAUUUAAAUUAUUUUUCCUAUCAAGCAAACGUAUUUUCCUAUGUAACUUAAGAUCUGUUCAAAAGACCGGAUAAAACAGGCUCAUUAUCACACCAAUACAAUGCACUAAUAAUAAAUUUGACCGCCAUGUUUUGCAUAGAUGGACUAGCGCAGACCAUAGAAUCGUAGCCUACGGUGUAGACCCCACGAAACGUGUUUCUGCUGGGGUCUACACCGUAGGCUAACAGAAUAGAGACUUACAGAAGUCCGACUCCGUGGCGGCAUCUUUGAUGUUAGCUUAACUGAGAAGUCGUUGCCUCCUGGAAACAUUCAAAAUGGCUGGCUUGACUUAGACAUUCAGGGGGGCGAGUGCCUCUCACAAGCGCACUGCCUAGGAACAUGUUACAUGGCAAGUGCAUUGCGACAACACGGUUUUAUGCCAAGUCGCGCAUCUGUAAGGUAUACACUCUGUGACAAGACAGCCCCGUACAAAAAGUGACAAAAUUGUCAUUGUCAAACUAUUUCACUUGCUAUCUUUCAGAUAUCGUGGCUACAGAGAUAAACCAAUGUCGAUUCUAGAGAACCCGUACGGCAAUUUAACCAAUAACUACGAUUUCACGAAGGAUUAUUGGCAUAUAUUGUCUGCUCAGUUGUUCUUUGUCAUUGCAUUUUUGGUAAGUGAUUUUCACAUUGUUUGUAAUAUUGCGUUCACACUAUGUCUAGUAAAUCUAGUUCCAAUUCAGGCUGCGAUAGAAUCGCGUACUUACGUACCGAAUUAUUAUUUUAUUGCCCCCGCAGAGUUUUGGCCUGGAAACUUGACUUGGAAAACGAUACAUGGAGGGAUAGCUAGGAAUAUGUUAUAGUUAUUAUAGUAUUUAGAUUGUGUAAUUUAUAUUGUGACAAAGUUUAUAAAAUUAGACAAAAUUAUAUAUGUUCGUAUCAGGUUUUCUGAGUCUAAGGCCGCAAAGGUCUAUUGGUAAUCAUCACAAUGAAUGGUACAAUGGUAUAAAUGAAAAGGAAAUGCGGAAUUUUCACAGAAUUUCAAAGGAAUGUAGCAGUAUGCAAUAUGCAAACACUGAUAACGGGCGAACAGCGAACAUAUAAGAUGCAGCCACCUUUCUGGUGUUUGUCAGUUCACUCAGUUGGUUUAAAAACUACGAAGGUCAGAUUGCAGAGGUUCAUCAUCAAACCGGGCAGAUGUAAUGUUAACUAUUACUAUAUUUUAAAUAUAUGUAUGCAUGGUAACCUUUUCAGUUUCCUUGACUUGACUCAAAAGUGUCCACUGUAUUUAGAUUGUGGUAUUUGGCCUGACUUUUAUCCUUGCCUACAUCAUCCCUGAUCGACCAAAGAAACUGGACAAUCAAAUAAAGAGAGAGGCUUUCCUGGCUAAGAAUAUACUACGCUCAGACCAAGGAACUAUGGGUAACUGA